Messenger RNA from Paramisgurnus dabryanus, 1509 nucleotides. The record is from RefSeq and is a predicted model, not a curated record. NCBI's taxonomy places the organism in Eukaryota, Metazoa, Chordata, Actinopteri, Cypriniformes, Cobitidae.
UGCUGAAUUUUAGGAGUAAUGUUUUUUUUAUUUUGGUGGUGACCGUGUCCAGACUACCUUUAAUUAUCCCUAACAUGUUUCACAUAGUUGAGUUUCUGGACACCCAAGAAGUUGAAGUGGUGCCAGCACUUUGGGUUGCAGAUGAAGUUUGUCAUUGGCCAUCUCACUACAAAUCCGAAGAAUUAGGGAAGGCCAUACGAAAUGAGGAACAGCCUGGACACAUGUGGGAUGUCUUUCGUGUUCGCAUUUUAUACUCAGCUGCAAACUACAAAACUGCUCGACUUAAACUACCUGAAGCAGAAGCCCACACUGACAUUCAGACUGCUGAAGAAGAUGAAGAUGACAAUCCAAAAAAGCGAAAGCGAAUGUCAACCUGUCGCUUUGAGAGUGAUAGUGAGGAUGAAAUUACUGUUAAACAAAAAAAGACUUUGCCUCCAGCUCCAAAAAUUAAAAAGCCUAAUUUUGAAAUAAAGUCUGCAAUGAAGAGGCCGCCUUUAAGAGAGGUUCAAGGGCCUUCCUUACAAAGUUCUCCAACAAAUACAGAGCCCCAGCAGUCUGUACAAAGUCCACCGACCUCCAGCGGACAGUCCAGAUUGAGUUUGACAAAUCCUAGUUCUCAAGAUGAAAGACAGUCAGGAACAAUUUCUUCAAGUGGCCUGUCUGGUUUACUGCAAAGAAUGCUUACAAAUCAGGAAAUGAUAAUGGAACAGCUGAAAAUUAUUCAGAUGAACCUGCAAAAAAACGUAGAUCCCACUCAUGUACAGGAUCCAAUUGAGCACGGUAUACUGCCACUGAAGGAUGCAACGGCCCUACUAGAUCUGGAAAGACGUCUCAGGGAAGAGGUGGACCUCAAAACCAAAAUGAUUACUACCUUGAGUGUCAUUGGAGGAGUUGACGUUAAGGACAGUGUUUGGCGACUUAUGAAACACUGUUUUACCAACUCGUUUGCCAAACAGCUCAAUUGGCGUGGCAUCAAUGGAAAAACAGCUUUCCAUGGACUGCAAAUGAAACAUGUAAUUACAAGUACUGUGAGAACUAACAGGCUCACAGCAACAGCCACCGAUCAGGAGAUAGAGUCUCAUAUUAAGAGAUGGCUGCACCUCGCAGGUGACCGGGAUGGUGGUAGAAGAGAGAGGGAGGAGCGACGACGGACUCAAAAUCAAACCUGUCUGCACAAUGACACUGAUGGGCCCAAUCAAGAACAACUGUAAAUAUGUUAAUAUGCUUAUUGUUUUUGUUUUCCACAGUUUGUAUUUUAUAGUGUUUAGAGUUUUCUGGUGUUCAGAGUUUUUAUAAAGUUGUUUUGUCUUUAUUUUAUUUUUACAUGCUUUGUUUUAUUUUCUUUGUUCAAGUGUUGGAUCAAGUGUUUUGUGUUUGUUUAUUUUAUUACUUACACAUUUUUUUCCUUGUAUAUGAAGUGUUUUAUAAAGCGGUUUUAGACAUAAAACUAUAAUGUUCAUUUUGUGAUUUAUAUUUUUUACUUUUCUGGACCUGCAUUUUUUUUAAGUU